AUGCUGCCCAUGCACCUAGCCACACAGGCGGGCGGAGACGAUCCACAUCCGCGUCUUUCGUCGGUCGGGGCGCGGAUGCGCCAUGUCACGUCUCUGACGCCGAAUGCAUACGCUACGGAGCCCGCACAAGAUACCAGUAAAGCACAGGCGUCAGACAUGCCACCGCCGUCGCCGCCGCACUGGACGACGUGGGAGUUUUACCUCUACUACGUGGCCGCGGCCCUGGUGAUUCCCUACAUGAUCUAUGUGCCCAUGUACCUAAGCUCGCCCUCUCGACCUGAAUAUGCCAAGUACUAUUACUACCUCGUCGAUGGCUGGAUGGGCGGUCGCAUGCGCGACAAUAGCGACCACCAGUACCGUCUCCUGCGUGAUCAUGGCCUCUUGUUACUUGUAUUGAUGCUGUCGUAUGCGGCCUUGUCGCGUCUGGUGCGAUGGAUCGCGAGCAGGAGUGGUCCCCACGCUCAGCAUGUGCGCAUGGCUUUCUUGGGCGUCACGGGCGCCGUCUUUGUCACGGCGCUCCACGGCAUCAAUGCCGUAAAGCUUUUCGUGUUCAGCAUCCUCAACUAUGUGCUUGCCUCCAGUGCAGCGUGGCUGCCGCCGCACAUCGUCCAAGCGAUGAUCUGGGCAUACAAUGGGGGGAUGCUAUUCUUGGUCUUUUAUACCAACGGCAUGCCAUUCGCGACGUUUUGGCCCUCCCUCGCAUGGCUCGAUACAUAUGCGGGUCUGGUACCGCGCUGGUACAUCAGCUACAACUUUACUAUGCUGCGACUUGUGAGCUUUGCGCUCGACUACGUAUGGGCGCGAUGCCGGCGUGGCACGAAACCAGUGCCAACGGGCGUGCCAUCUAAGGACCGCAUGCAUCUGCCGCACGAAUUGCCGGCUUACUCUCUCACGGCACAGCUCUUAUACCUUUCGUAUCCCCCUCUGUUUAUCGCGGGUCCCAUCGUGACAUUCAACGACUUUUGGUCCCAGGUAUGCAAGCCACUGCAUAUCCCCGUGCGGGUCAUAGCCGUGUACGCCUGUCGCUGUCUUUUUGCUGUGCUGAGCAUCGAGUUCAUGCUGCAUUACAUGUACGUCAAUGCGAUCAAAACAGCAGGUGUGUGGGAUGCCUACACGCCGAUGGAGAUGGCCAUUCUCAGCUUCUGGUCCUUGGAGUUCGUGUGGUUCAAGCUCGUGGUGCCAUGGCGCCUGUUUCGCUUGUGGGCCCUGCUCGACGGCGUGGAUGUGCCAGAAAACGUGAUCCGGUCCAUUACCAACAGCCCUUCCGCGCUGCGCUUUUGGCGUGCGUGGCACAGGAGCUACAAUUUGUGGGUCGUGCGCUACAUCUACAUCCCAUUGGGCGGUGCCAAGCGCCAGCUGGUAUCGUCCCUUGUCGUAUUUACAUUCGUGGCAUUGUGGCAUGAUUUGUCCUUUACGCUCCUGGCGUGGGCAUGGCUGAUUGUGUUGUUCCUGGUGCCAGAGAUCGUGGGCCGCUCCCUGGUGCCUAGUAGGGUAUAUGGCCAACGCCCAUGGUUCCGCCAUGUUCGUGCCCUGGGCACCGUGGCCAACAUGUUCAUGAUGAUCUCGGCCAACCUCGUUGGGUUUGUGAUUGGGCUCGAUGGCGUACAGUUCGUGUGGUCUCAGAUGGUGGAGACAGGAGCAGGGCGCGUAUGCCUGCUCCAGCUCAUUGUUGUGCUGUUUAUAGCAGCGCAGCUCAUGUACGAGUACCGCGCAGAGGAAUGGCGGCGGGGUAUAUGGAAACCUUACUAG
This is a messenger RNA of Malassezia restricta, 1749 nucleotides long. Its product is annotated as plasma membrane protein involved in remodeling GPI anchors. The transcript has a single exon. Bases 1 to 1749 code for a protein of 582 amino acids. Gene Ontology annotation, cellular component: endoplasmic reticulum. The record is from RefSeq and is a predicted model, not a curated record. NCBI's taxonomy places the organism in Eukaryota, Fungi, Basidiomycota, Malasseziomycetes, Malasseziales, Malasseziaceae. Gene Ontology annotation, biological process: GPI anchor biosynthetic process.